AUGUUCCUCCAGAUCGAGUUCAAGAACAUGGUCGUCGAGCGCAUCGCCGACUCCGACACCAAGCCGCCACCCGUCAUCACGAGCCCGACCCCGUCGCCGAGGCCGACGCCCAAGUUGAAACCGCAGCCGGAAUGGACGCCGCCGCCGGUCAAGGACCCAUUCCCGCUGCUGUCGUCGGGCAUGCCGCCGCCGGUCCCCGCCUGGAACAAGGCCAAGAAGCCCAACGUCUAUCACAAAUACUCGCUGUCGACGGCCCCGCCGCUGCUCAUCGGCUUCACGCGAAGCUGGCCGAUGCUGCUGCAGACCGUCGUCGGGUACAUCACGGCCGGGUGGCCGGCCGACCAAAUCUACAUCGUGGAGAACACGGGGGUGCAUGAUGCCAACGCCAGAGGCCGUCUGACGUUACAGAACCCCCUGUACCUCAACUACACCCAGCUGCACAUGUUGGGAGUCCACGUCAUGCGCACGCCGGUCCUGCUGAACUUUGCCCAGUUGCAGAACUACUUCACCACCGUGGCGAGGGAGGAGCCGUGGUCGUACUACUUCUGGGGCCACAUGGACUCGUUCGUGCUCUCGUACGAGGAGGGCAUGGAAGGCGUCACGGGGCCAGUCAACACGCCGGACUACCAGACCAUCUACGAACUGGCCAUCAGCGAGUUGAACGACACGAUGCGCAGUGACCAUAAAUGGGGAGCCCGGUUCUUCGCGUACGACCACCUGACGCUUGUGAACCCGCGGGCUUACGGGGAUGUCGGCGGCUUCGACACGUUCAUCCCGUACUACAUGUCGGACUGCGACAUGUACUGGCGCCUCGAGGAGGCCGGGUGGAGUGUCAAGGAAGUAAAGGUCGGUAUUGUACAAGACGUGGGAUCCGUCCUGGACGACCUGCGCGUUCUGUACCGCGAGUCGGAGGUUCCCGAAGGCUUCGGCUUCACGGAUCCGAACCCGCCACCGCCGACCAAAGUCAUGGGCGAGAGCGUCCGGGAGGAGAACAAGCGGAGCCUCCCCGUGCCCGAGCUCGACCAGACCGGUGCUCGUGUUGGUGAUGAGACGGAUGACUCCAGGGAGGACGCUGCGAAGGCUGUCGACCCCUUGGACUCCUUCCGGGCGCUUCACCGCAUCAGCCAGGAUAUGUACAACUAUAAACACGCGGACCGGGACAGGAACACGUGGCAACUAGGUCAAAGGGGCGGGGACCCUCGCGAGCCGUACGCCUACGACGCCUUGGGGUUCCAGGAGGGGAUAGACGUCAUAACAGAGGCCGGCAGAGAAAUCUUUCGUAGAAAAUGGGGGCAUCGCGACUGCAACUUUGGUGCUGCUGGGUUGAAACCCAGUGAAGCUUGGAAAGUUGAGAAAGACUGGGAAUGA
Colletotrichum higginsianum IMI 349063 is the source of this 1368-nucleotide messenger RNA. RefSeq lists its product as uncharacterized. Bases 1 to 1368 code for a protein of 455 amino acids. The record is from RefSeq and is a predicted model, not a curated record. Lineage: Eukaryota; Fungi; Ascomycota; Sordariomycetes; Glomerellales; Glomerellaceae. The transcript has a single exon.